CUGCAGUCUACAGCUUUACAACAGUCCUCUCUCCUCGUGUCCUCUCGUGACCAGCAGACAGUCAGCCAUCAUGUACCAGAGCCGCAGCAUCAUCUCCGGCCCGGCCACAAUUAGACAGAGCCGCAGCUAUGUUUCAAGUUCUCUUCCCCACAAGGCUCAAAGUAUGUCAGGAUUCAACACCAGAUCCUCUCGCAUCUCUUCUUCCCAGGGGCGCAACCUCUCCGCCGGGUUUUCAGGUGGCUACAACUUUGACCUGUCCAACGCCCUGGACUCCAACGUGCAACCGAACGAGAAGGCCACCAUGCAGAACCUGAACGACCGUCUGGCCACCUACCUGGAUAAGGUCCGCUCUCUGGAGGCAGCCAACAACAAGCUGGAGAUCCAGAUCAGAGAAUACUACGAGCAGAAGGGGCCUGCAGCAGAGAGGGACCACAGCAACUACUGGGCCAUCAUCAAUGACCUGAAGGACAAGAUCGCUGGUGCCACCAUCGGAAACGCCAACAUCCUGCUCCAGAUUGACAACUCCAAACUGGCUGCUGAUGACUUCAGGACCAAAUUCGAGCAUGAGCUGAUGAUGCGCCAGUCCGUCGAGGCUGACAUCGGAAACCUUCGCCGCCUGCUUGACCAGACCACCCUGACCAAGGCCGACUUAGAGAUGCAGAUCGAGAGCCUGCAGGAUGAGCUAGCCUAUCUCAAGAGGAAUCACGCAGAGGAGCUGGAAGCGAUGCGCUCUCAGCUUAGCGGAACCAUCAACGUGGAGGUCGAUGCCGCACCCCAGCAGGACCUCAACAAAGUCAUGGAUGAGAUCCGUGCCCAGUACGAAGCCAUCACUGACAAACACCGUCGCGACCAGGAGUCCUGGUUUACUGAGAAGUCUGCAACCCUGACCAAGGAGGUGGCCAUGAGCACAGAAUCAAUCCAGACGUCCAAGACAGAGAUCAAUGACCUGCGGCGCACACUGCAGGGCCUGGAGAUCGAGCUGCAGUCUCAGCUCAGCAUGAAAGGGGCGCUGGAGAACACGUUAGCAGAGACAGAUCAUCGUUACGGCGCCAUGCUCUCGGGCUACCAGAACACAAUCAACAUGCUUGAGGGCGAGCUUGGCAACGUGCGCAGCAGCAUCGAGCAGCAGGGUCAGGAAUACAAGAUGCUGCUGGACAUCAAGACCAGGCUGGAGCAGGAGAUCGCCACCUACAGGAGCCUGCUGGAAGGAGAAGAGUCCAGACCCGCUACAGGAGGGAGCUCAAAGACCACAGUGACCACCACUGUGCGCAGUUCCAGCUAGAAGGUCCAUCUGGCAGGACAAGCUGUUCUCCGAAACGCACACACACGCACACACACUCACUGACUAAUUAAAGUUGUAACACAAAAUGAAACUGUACCUGAAAAAAACUGAGAAAUGUUGAGAGAGAGAAAGAGAAGCCUGUGUCAAAGUUUAAGCAUGAAACAUCUGAAGUUGAGAAGAAGAACUACAUGACGUACUGUGUGUGCUUGUGUGUGUGUGACUGAAAAAAUAAAUCUGCUGGUGAACAUGAAA
Limanda limanda (common dab) is the source of this 1534-nucleotide messenger RNA. RefSeq names its product keratin 94 (gene krt94). The coding region runs from base 71 to 1282 and encodes 403 amino acids. The record is from RefSeq and is a predicted model, not a curated record. Gene Ontology annotation, molecular function: structural molecule activity. NCBI's taxonomy places the organism in Eukaryota, Metazoa, Chordata, Actinopteri, Pleuronectiformes, Pleuronectidae. The transcript is spliced from 8 exons.